AUGGAAGUUAGUCACAGGUUAAAAAAAAAAGUUAGAAAUCAUUCGAGCCUGGAGGUUGAACGUUGAACAUCUCUAACUAUGACGAAAUCGCUUCUCACAGAACCUCCUGUGAAGGAGUUUGUUUUCCCGAGAAUUCUCGAAGCGAGAGGUGCGAAUGGGGAGAAGAUGCUCCAUAUUCGAGAAGGGCUGACUCUGAGCUUAGAGAAGAGCAAAUUGUUUUCGGAAAACUUUGUUUUCUCCAUGGUCGAUGAUGUGAACUACUCCAACAGUUCGCUGAAUGUCAAGCAAAUUGAAGAGAGUUUGUACCAGGACAGGAAAUACGGCUCCUCUCUUGUGGUCCAAGAAUUGAAUGGAUAUGUCCAAGUGAGUGGUAUACUCACCGACACCUUAUCAAUCAAGCCAGUACCAUUUAAUCCCCGAUCAAAAGAUGGAAUCGUUGCUCACUUGAUAUCAACGUUUAAUGAUACGUCAAUCCCAAUGUAUGCUGAUUAUGUUGAUUAUACAAACGUAACACAACGACCAUUUUGGGGCGAUAUCCACAGAGAGGGAAUACGACGCUUGCGACAAAUAGUUCUGAUUGAAACGAGAAUACUCUACGACGAUGCUCUUCAAAAACAGAAAGGAAGUAAUCUCAAUCAAUAUUUGGGAAUAGUAAUGAAUAAGGUUAACGUGUUGUACACUGCGCUUCAAACCCCAAGGCCUCAUUUUGUCGUUGUUGGCAUUCAUAAAUUAUUGAGUAAAUCACACUUAAAAUUAACUCCUGGCAGACAGUUGAAGGUUUGCAACUCUUUAGAGCCCCUUAAUAAGUUUGUCUUCCGAUCAUGGCGGCGUGAUGCUCACGAUGUGGUGGCAUUUGUCUCAGGGUAA
Molecule: messenger RNA, 867 nt
Organism: Ixodes scapularis (black-legged tick)
Lineage: Eukaryota; Metazoa; Arthropoda; Arachnida; Ixodida; Ixodidae
Exons: 7
Coding region: 79-867 (262 amino acids)
Source: RefSeq, a predicted model, not a curated record